Phragmites australis (common reed) is the source of this 3336-nucleotide messenger RNA. RefSeq lists its product as uncharacterized. The record is from RefSeq and is a predicted model, not a curated record. Gene Ontology annotation, molecular function: protein phosphatase binding; protein phosphatase regulator activity. The transcript is spliced from 20 exons. Lineage: Eukaryota; Viridiplantae; Streptophyta; Magnoliopsida; Poales; Poaceae. The coding region runs from base 448 to 2805 and encodes 785 amino acids.
AGCCUUCAUAGAUUAUUCUCCCCAAAGUCUCUCCCUGCCUCUCCUCCAUCUCGCGAUCGACCCCUCGCCCUUUCUCUUCUCUCGCUUCCCAAACUCCGCCUCCGCGCCCUCUCCCCCCCCCCACCCUCCUCCCACUCGUCAUCUCGCGAUUGGCGAAUUCUUGGGUUCCGCGGCCACCCGGAUCCAGCUCGACGAGGCCAGCUCCUCUAAAGCUUCGGAUUGCGCGAGCGGGCGCUGCUCACUCCCAGUUCCUCCUCCUCCUCCGCCGCCGCCACGACGACGACGAGUUGCUGUGCCUGGGGUUGGAGACUCCACCGCCUCUCUGUUGACCAUCGGAUAUGGUCUGAAGUCUGAAUCAGCACACAAUAUAGAAAUCUGAGCCCUAAAUCUGCUUCAUUUGUGAGAUUGUGACAGUGCCAAGUAUUGACGGAAUUGUCACUCUGCAAGAUGUUUUGGCACGUGCCUGGACUCUCCGCUGCAUCACCUGUGGAUACUAUUUUGGACAAGGAAAAUUUUAAGUUGGAGGAUCUUCUCGAGGAGGAUGAAAUAAUCCAGGAGUGCAAAGCACUGAAUACCCGCCUAAUAAAUUUUUUGCGAGACAAGGUUCAAGUGGAGCAAUUGCUCUGCUACAUUGUAGAAGAGGCACCUGAGGAUGCAGAAAAGAAAAGGAUAUUUAGAUUUCCUUUUAUAGCUUGUGAAAUAUUUACGUGUGAAGUGGAUGUCAUCAUGAAGACAUUAGUGGAGGAUGAAGAUCUCAUGAAUUUACUUUUCUCAUUCCUGAAACCUGACCACCCUCAUGGUACAUUGUCUGCUGGUUACUUUGCCAAGGUAGUGAUUUGCUUGAUGCUGAGGAAGACACUCCCACUUGUUAGUUACGUGCAGGACCAUCCUGAAAUAGUUAGCCAACUUGUGGAUCUUAUUGGGAUUACUUCUAUCAUGGAGGUUUUGAUUCGCUUAAUCGGUGCUGAUGAAACUAUGUAUUCAAGUUACGCGGAUUCUAUGCAAUGGUUAGAUGACAUAAAGGUCCUUGAGAUGAUUGUUGACAAGUUCAGCACAUCAGAUUCUCCUGAGGUUCAUGCAAAUGCUGCUGAAAUCCUUUGUGCAAUAACUAGAUAUGCCCCUCCAGCACUUGCUGCAAAGAUUUCCAGUCCAAGCUUUGUGGGAAGAUUAUUUCAACAUGCUUUUGAAUCUUCAAGGCCUAAAUCGGUGCUGGUCCACUCACUGGCAGUGUGCAUAUCUUUGUUAGAUCCUAAGAGACUUGUAUCAGCUUCCUACCAGGCUUUCUGUAGUCAGUUAAGCCAUGGAACACUGGUCACUGCAAGUCCAGAAACAGUUAAUGGCAUGCUGGAUAGCCUAGGUGAUUUGUUAAAGCUGCUGGAUAUUUCAUCUGCUGAAAAUGUUCUGCCAACAACAUAUGGAAGCUUACAACCUCCUCUUGGCAAGCAUCGCUUGAAGAUUGUCGAGUUCAUCUCUGUUCUACUGUCAAUUGAUAGUGAAGCUGCUGAAAUGCGACUGAUCCAUCUAGGAGCAAUCAAGCGUGCUAUAGAUCUAUUUUUUGAGUACCCAUUUAACAACUUUUUGCACCAUCAUGUGGAGAAUAUCAUCGGGUCCUGUUUAGAAAGUAAGCAGGAUCACCUGAUUGGGCAUGCUCUUGAUGAGUGUAAACUUGUUACAAGAAUUCUGGAAGCAGAUAAAUACUCUGCUCUGUCAACAGAUUUAACUAAGCAUACAUUAUCUUCAGAGGGGAAAUCUCCACCAAGGAUAGGAAUUGUUGGUCAUACGACACGCAUAGCUAACAAGCUCAUUCAGCUAGCCAACACCAACAUCGCAGUCCAAUCACAUUUGCAGAAUUCUGGUUGGAUUGAGUGGCAUUCCAGUAUCCUAACAAAGCGUAAUGCAUUAGAAAAUGUUUACCAGUGGGCUUGUGGUCGACCAACAUCACUGCAGGAUCGUGGUAGGGACAGUGAUGAUGAAGACUUCCGAGAUAGGGACUACGAUGUGGCCGCACUUGCUAGUAAUUUAAGUCAGGCAUUUAAAUAUGGUACUUACAGUAAUGAGGAUAUUGAUGAGGCCCAAGUAUCACUCGAGCGGGAUGAUGAGGAUGUAUAUUUUGAUGAUGAAUCUGCGGAGGUAGUAAUCUCCUCUCUUCGCCUUGGAGAUGUACAAGACAGUAGCUCUCUCUUUACAAAUUCCAAUUGGUUUGCGUUUGAUGAGGACAAAGCAUUGAAUGAUGGUCCGGUUACCUUAGAAGCUUCCUCAUCCCCAAAUUCAGAGAAAUCUUCGCCAGAAGUGGAUGACGAGUAUGAUGAAGUAAUUCUUGGUGAAGUUAUAGAUGACACAAAAGGUUCUAAACCACCUUUUCCAAUCUCCAACAAGGACUCAAGUGAAGAGUCUGUUCACACAGUCUUGACAAAUGGCCCCGUUGACAAGUUGGAAGAUGACAUCAGACCACCAACUCCUGAUGUGAAAGAGAGUCCACCUGAGUGUGUCGAAUGGAUGGAGGAAGAAUCUGAACCUGGUGUUGUUGCUGAGAAGGAUACUGCGGUUCCUAAUUUUGAGGCUGGAAGUGAGAAGCAGCUGAAUGCCACCGAUGAUGUCAUGCCUGUUGAGGCCAAAUCAGAAGAGGAAAAAGCGAGUGAUAAUUCUUUUGGAUCUUCAAUGCCUGAGGCUACAGCAGAAGAAGCGUUACCAGUUUCACCUGAUGUUAAUUCAAUCAAGCAUCCUGAACCAGUCAAUGACAGUACCGGUUUGGAGUCUCCAGUGGACGAACAAAACCACGAGAAGGAUGAAAAUCAGGGGGAAUGAAAUGAAUUUGAGGGCAGCAGACUUUCGUUCACAUUGAUGAUGGACGUGCAGGGUGCUUGGGGAACUGGUCGGAUCAUUCUUGUACAAACAGUUGGAGGGUCAUACAUGGAUAUUUUUCUAUACAGUUUGCUUAAGGAGGUCCCCGACACUCACCUGAUGGAGCCUCAAAGAUUUAACUUGUCUCAUGGACCUGCUUAGGUUUGAUUUGUAUCAUAAUUUAUUGGAGGUUCGUUGAUGCUGUGCCAGUGCCUGCAGUCUCCCGGCUACAUUUUGGCACAAAAUGCUGGAAAUAGUCAGCCUUUUCGUUCUCAACCAAUAGUUGGGGUUCUGCUUGUGUCACCGACUCACCGUGGUAAAUAACCGAUUGGUGAUACCUGGUUCUGCUGCAUGUCAAAUGCUGUAGCUUGUGCUAUUUGUAUGAAAAUUUUGACCCAAUCCCAGCCAGUCGAUUGUUGUCAUAUUCAGAAUUUGUUCCGUCGUAUAAACUAUAAAGACAAGAUAACUUCUAUUCUUCCCAGGUACUUUAUUCAU